AUGAGUCUGCAUGGGUGUGUUUUUCUCUAUGAGCAAUAUUGAGGGUGGGGGUGGGGUAGGGGCUCCACCUGCUGCCACCUGUUCGUCUGCUUUGUCUUAUAAAAGCUGCCCCGAUGUCUCCAGGAUCACAGACACCUUGGACUCUUCAGACUGAGCACUCCUUGGAGUUGCAAAUACUUGAGACCCCGCACAGGGAAAACCUUGGGAAAACAAAUAAAUCAAAGCUCUAACACAGAGAAGCACUGAAUCUUGAACGUAGGAACCUCUCUGAUAAAUCUGAUUAGUUUGAGUCUUCAAUCGAAAACCAUGAAGGCCCGUCGACCCAGCUGCACCGACUCUGGAUCCGAAUCUUCAGAGCUGGACUCCAAGAGCCCGGAGAAGUACGAGACUGCCACAAGGCGCCGGAUGGCUGCCAACGCCAGAGAGAGGAAGAGGAUGCAGGGCUUGAACACAGCCUUUGAUCGCUUACGUAAGGUGGUCCCACAGUGGGGCCAGGACAAGAAGCUGUCCAAGUAUGAAACCCUGCAGAUGGCCCUCAGCUACAUUGUGGCCCUCAACCGGAUCCUGACAGACGCCAGGAGGCACACUGGUCCUCACAGGCAGUGGCUGGACCUGCAGUUUGACUGCGUGCAGCCUGAAAACUACUCCUGCCUCAUGAGGUACGACUCCGCUACCGGACAGGAGUACAUCCACUCAUCGCUCUCGUAUCAGUUUGACGGGCAUGAGGUGCACGCAUAAACUGCUCCAUCGAGUAGAUAAUCAGUCAUGUUGUUGGAUGUGAAUGACAAUGUGAAUCAUUUUCCUCCAGUCUAGGAGACAGUAAAUACAUUUGUAUUGCAUUAUUUUCCUUUUGUAUGACAAUCAAAGAGGCUUCAGUUUCGGCUUGAAGCCUUUCAUUUGUUUUUGCUAGGAAAUCCAGCAAUGUUGAGCAAGUUGUUGUUCAGAGUAUAGCAAUGACCAUUAGAUUGUACUGAGGAUACAGGCAAUGUUGUAUUUUUUUUAAUCGGUUAUUUUGAUAUGGCCCUAAAAAAGCUGUGCAAUGUUUGAUGGAUUAUGCAAAAAUCACUGUGGUCUUAGAUGCAUAGCUGAUGUCCAGAUAACUAAGGUAACUAUUUUCC
This is a messenger RNA of Oreochromis niloticus (Nile tilapia), 1118 nucleotides long. RefSeq names its product atonal bHLH transcription factor 7 (gene atoh7). Gene Ontology annotation, biological process: axon development; sensory organ development; positive regulation of transcription by RNA polymerase II. The transcript has a single exon. Gene Ontology annotation, cellular component: nucleus. The record is from RefSeq and is a predicted model, not a curated record. Gene Ontology annotation, molecular function: E-box binding; DNA-binding transcription factor activity, RNA polymerase II-specific; protein dimerization activity. NCBI's taxonomy places the organism in Eukaryota, Metazoa, Chordata, Actinopteri, Cichliformes, Cichlidae. Bases 307 to 738 code for a protein of 143 amino acids.